AGAAAAAAAAAAGAAAAAGAAAAGAGUGUGUGUCCACCGAUACCGAGAAGUGCAAAGCUUGUGAGCACUAAGAGAGAAAAGAGAAGAGUGGCAUUUGUGCAAAUCUUGUUGCUUCUUUCUUGUGCAACCAAGCUACGGUCUCUCUUGUGUUGGCGUGACAUCGAGCAUAUAGUCUUCGUUAGGACCAUCUUUGUCACUUGCUCACUUCCUUGGUCGCGCUAACCCCAUUGAUCCUCUUGUGUGUGUUUCCGUAUUUCCUUGACAUAGAUCACCACUUUUGACAUUUGACUUUGGAUCUUACCCACAUUUGACAAUAGAUUUUUCCGUUGAUCUUUUUCGUUUGCUAUCCACCCCUUACCCACCACAUAUAGAGUUCUUAGCCUUUUGCGUGUGCUUUGAGUGUGUGUGUGAGUAACCCCGAUACAUUUCGACUUUGCUCUUGGCUUGAUCCAUUUUCCGAUACUUUCUUGAUAGGUGAGAUACUUGUGUAGCUUUCCUUCCAGCACAUACAUAUACACCUUCCUAGUGAGAUAUAUACAUGAUGAGCCCACAAGAGCAAGCCGAGAUGAGAGCAUACUUCGCCGAGCUAGAUGCUCGAGAAGCCCAAAUGACACCCAAAGAUAAAGCCGAGUGCAACGCAUACUUCAAAUACCUUGAGAGCAAGAGUGACACACACCAUGAGUUGAGUGAGGACACUUUGAUUUCUAACAACUUAACCUCUACUCCUGUUGUGUUGUCUUCCUCUUUGCUAGGUUCCUCGGACAUCGACGACGCCAUUGCCAUAGAGAUGAGGGACUCCACUAUAUGUGAGAUGAGCGACUCCACUAUAUGUAAGAUGAGCGAUUCCACCAUAUGUGAGCUUGAGUGCCUCCACUUCGAGAGCAUGAGCGAUACACCAAGUGAGAUGAGAGUGGUAGUUGAUAGGUCAUGUGAGGCCAUUUCAAGUUCUAACAACUUACCCUCUACCUCUAGUGUGUUCUCUUGUGUCUCAUUAGGUACCAUGGAUGACGAGACGCCGAUCAUGGAGAAGAUGUACAUGGUGCAUGAAGAUGAUGAUAUCACACCAUGCUUGAUUGAAGAUGAACAUGGAGGCCACAUCGAGCCUACCACUUCCACAACACCUACCUCAUAUGAGCGGAACUACAAAGGUACGUAUAUGGGUGUUGAUGAUGCCAUGAUCCCACUAGUGGACAUGAUGAAUUGUGAGUGCAUGCAUGAUGAUGAUGAUGAUACAAUUGCUAUGUCACAUGCUCCGUUCUUAUUCCCAUGUGAUGCUUUGCUUGAUAACAAUGUUGACCAUGUGGAAUUACUUGCUUGUGACCAUAUGACCAUGCCAUGCUAUGAGAGUUUCACUUUCUCUCCUUUUGCUUGCAAUAUGUCGAACAAUUUCUCUUUCCCAUGUAUUGCUUGCAAUGAAAAUGAUAAUGCUUGUGUUGUGACAACCUUGACGAACAAUUGCUCUUUCCCUAGGUUAGUCAACAACAAUGAUGAAAUUUUGAACAUGUUUUGUGCUACAUGCUUGCAAUAUUCUCCCAUUAGUGCAACCAAAAUGUUGAAUACUUUCUCUUUCCAAUGCUUGGUUUGCAAUGAUGUUAAUAUGCUUGUGAACGAGAUUGCCCCCAUAGCUCUCUCAAAUUUUGGAGACUUUGCAUAUAUCCAUGUUGAGCAUGUUCCCAUGUUUAAUCCGCAUAUUCACCGCAUCUACUAUGAUAAAUUGCUUAAUGCUAAUGGUGAUGUGCAAAAGAAAUGGACCAUCAUGAUGGAUGAUGUGUUCAUAUACCAUGCACACACGUUCUUUGCUUUGCCUAUUGUGUGUGUAGGUACACGGAAGACAAUGUCAACCUCGAUUGAGCACGAGUUGACCAAACGAGCUCUUGAGAGCAUGAUACAAGUGAGCUCCAAUGAGUGGUUUCGCCCACACACUUCGGCUACACAAGAUCUCUCAAUGAGAGCACAACGACACUUCGAUAAGGUGACCUCCUUCAACUUGCGCUCUCUUGCUAUACCCAUGGAACUUCAGCUACUCUUUGAGUGUUGCGUUGCUUGUCUUGUGCUAUUGAUAGGGUUCAUGAUAAGUGAUGCCACAUUCAAGAGUUGUUGCCAUCUCCCACCUCUACCCGUUCAUGAUGAGUUAUCGUCGAGGUCGACUCUUUUUCAAGUGGGGGGAGAUGAUGCAGCCCGACCUUCGGUCUUCGCCACAUCAUAUGCAUCGACGCCGACAUGUCACGCAAAGGUGAAUCUUCUCCUUUAUGCGUGCGUACAAUUACCUAUGUGGAAUGGUAUGCUACUUCAUCCUCCGUCAUAUGACCAUGAUAGGAAUACAUCGCCAAGUACGGAGGAAGUGGAGGAUGCCAUGGAUGCUCGAGGACUCAAGGCCGAGAUCGUGUAAGCAUGGAAGAAGCUCCAGGCGCAGCUACACCGGAGUCGCCGGCGUCGCCAACUCACAACGGAGUCUCCGGCCCAUGAAGAUCAAGACCGGAGUCUCCAGCCUACAUACAAGAGAGUCUCCGGACUAUGUGAAGCGCUAUCCACAAGUCAAUUAGGGCCAAGGCCCAUGUACCCCCUUCUAUGCCUAAACUACCCCUCCUUAGUGGCUCCCUAUAUAUAGGCUCCCACCUCCCCCUUCAUUAGGUUAGGAAUGAACUUGAGAGAAUUAGGCUCAUGCCUCCACCAUCCCUUUGGGAUUAGGGAAACCCCCUCCUUAGAUUUACCCAAAUCUAUUGUACAAGGCACUCCUUAUAUGAUUAGUCUCUCACACUCGUGAUUCAA
Lolium perenne is the source of this 2769-nucleotide messenger RNA. The record is from RefSeq and is a predicted model, not a curated record. Lineage: Eukaryota; Viridiplantae; Streptophyta; Magnoliopsida; Poales; Poaceae.